Myotis myotis is the source of this 3492-nucleotide messenger RNA. RefSeq names its product microtubule affinity regulating kinase 1 (gene MARK1). Gene Ontology annotation, molecular function: ATP binding; protein serine/threonine kinase activity; tau-protein kinase activity. NCBI's taxonomy places the organism in Eukaryota, Metazoa, Chordata, Mammalia, Chiroptera, Vespertilionidae. Bases 133 to 2523 code for a protein of 796 amino acids. Gene Ontology annotation, cellular component: cytoplasm. The transcript is spliced from 19 exons. The record is from RefSeq and is a predicted model, not a curated record. Gene Ontology annotation, biological process: protein phosphorylation; intracellular signal transduction; microtubule cytoskeleton organization.
GUUGCACCGCCCGCGGCCUGCGGGAGCGCUGCGCCCGGCCUCGGCCCGCGCCUGCGCCCGCUUCCUGCGCCCCCGGAGCCCGCACUCAGCCCGGCCCGAGGGACCCCGGCCCGAUCCCGCCGCCCGCACAAAAUGUCGGCCCGGACGCCAUUGCCCACGGUGAACGAGCGGGACACGGAGAACCAUACAUCUGUGGAUGGAUAUGCUGAACCGCACAUCCAGCCGACCAAAUCGAGUAGCAGACAGAACAUCCCUCGGUGUAGAAACUCCAUUACGUCCGCAGCAGACGAACAGCCUCACAUCGGGAAUUACCGUUUACAAAAAACAAUAGGGAAGGGGAACUUUGCCAAAGUGAAAUUGGCAAGGCAUGUUCUAACUGGGAGAGAGGUUGCUGUGAAAAUAAUAGAUAAAACUCAGCUAAAUCCUACCAGUCUACAAAAGUUGUUUCGAGAAGUACGGAUAAUGAAGAUACUGAAUCACCCUAACAUAGUAAAAUUGUUUGAAGUUAUUGAAACAGAGAAGACCCUCUAUCUAGUCAUGGAAUACGCAAGUGGGGGUGAAGUAUUUGAUUACUUAGUUGCCCAUGGAAGAAUGAAAGAAAAAGAGGCCCGUGCAAAAUUUAGGCAGAUUGUAUCCGCUGUACAGUAUUGUCAUCAAAAGUGCAUUGUUCACCGUGAUCUUAAGGCUGAAAACCUUCUCCUUGAUGCUGACAUGAAUAUUAAAAUUGCUGACUUUGGUUUUAGUAACGAGUUUACAGUCGGGAACAAAUUGGACACAUUUUGCGGAAGCCCCCCCUACGCCGCUCCCGAGCUCUUCCAGGGGAAGAAGUACGACGGGCCCGAGGUGGACGUGUGGAGCCUGGGCGUCAUUCUCUACACGCUGGUCAGCGGCUCCCUGCCGUUUGACGGCCAGAAUCUGAAGGAACUUCGGGAGCGAGUCUUACGCGGGAAAUACCGCAUCCCCUUCUAUAUGUCCACCGACUGUGAAAACCUUCUGAAGAAAUUGUUAGUGCUGAAUCCCAUUAAAAGAGGCAGCUUGGAACAAAUAAUGAAAGAUCGGUGGAUGAAUGUUGGUCACGAAGAAGAAGAACUAAAGCCGUAUACUGAGCCUGAACCAGAUUUCAAUGACACAAAAAGGAUAGAUGUCAUGGUCACCAUGGGUUUCGCACGAGAUGAGAUAAAUGAUGCCUUAAUAAAUCAGAAAUAUGAUGAAGUCAUGGCUACUUACAUUCUUCUAGGUAGAAAACCACCUGAAUUUGAAGGCGGUGAGUCAUUAUCCAGUGGCAACUUGAGUCAGAGGUCGAGGCCCAGUAGUGACCUAAACAACAGCACCCUCCAGUCCCCCGCUCACCUGAAGGUCCAGAGGAGCAUCUCGGCCAAUCAGAAGCAGCGGCGCUUUAGCGAUCAUGCUGGUCCAUCCAUCUCCGCGGCCGUAUCGUACACAAAGAGGCCUCAGGCCAACAGUGUGGAGAGUGAGCAGAAAGAUGAGUGGGACAAGGACGGGGCAGCGCGCAAACUCGGCAGCACGACUGUGGGAUCGAAGAGCGAGGUGACCACCAGCCCGCUCGUGGGGCCGGAGAGGAAAAAGGCGUCCACUAUCCCGAGCAACAACGUAUAUGCUGGAGGAAGCAUGGCAAGAAGGAACACGUAUGUCUGUGAAAGGACCACAGACCGCUACAUGGCCCUGCAAAAUGGAAAAGACAGCAGCCUCACGGAGAUGUCGGCCAGCAGCUUGUCUUCUGCCGGCUCCGCCGUGGCCCCUGCUGUCCCCUCGGCUCGGCCCCGCCACCAGAAGUCCAUGUCCGCCUCCGGUCACCCGAUCAAAGUCACACUGCCAACCAUUAAAGACGGCUCCGAAGCUUACCGACCCGGGACCACCCAGAGAGUGCCUGCCGCGUCCCCGUCUGCCCACAGUAUUAGUGCCAGCACCCCAGACCGAACCCGCUUUCCCCGCGGCAGCUCCAGCCGCAGCACCUUCCACGGGGAGCAGCUCCGGGAGCGGCGCAGCGCCGCCCACGCCGGGCCCCCCGCGUCUCCGUCCCACGAAAGCGGGGCCUUUGCCCACGCCCGGAGGGGCACAUCCACCGGCCUCAUCAGCAAGAUCACCUCCAGAUUCGUUCGCAGGGAUCCAAGUGAAGGCGAAGCCAGUGGCAGAACAGACACCUCAAGAAGUGCAUCCGGGGACCCGAAAGAGAGAGACAAGGAAGAGGGGAAAGACCCCAAGCCACGCUCUCUGCGCUUCACCUGGAGCAUGAAGACCACGAGCUCCAUGGACCCCAAUGACAUGAUGCGAGAGAUCCGGAAAGUGUUAGAUGCAAACAACUGCGAUUACGAACAGAAGGAGAGGUUUUUGCUCUUCUGCGUCCACGGAGAUGCCCGGCAGGACAGCCUCGUGCAGUGGGAGAUGGAAGUGUGCAAACUGCCCCGGCUGUCGCUGAACGGGGUCCGCUUCAAGCGCAUCUCUGGAACGUCAAUUGCCUUUAAGAACAUCGCAUCUAAAAUAGCCAAUGAGCUCAAACUGUAAAGGAACUCCGCUUGGCAGGAUCAGGGAAGACACAUCCGAAUGAGAAUGAAUGAUCCCUGUGAUGUAAAGCCACUAGUAAAGGUACAUUUUAAUACUCAUUACUUGGUACGGAAUUAGCCUUGGAGGUUGACUGUGCAAUGUUAUUGAAUGUUGUAAUGACUGUACUAUCUUCCUACGGGCCCCCUCCGCACACUCCGGAGGCAUAGAAAGUGUAUUCAAAUCUCACGAGUCUGCAGAACACGACAGCUGUGAUAAAUACUGUAAUUCCAACCUAAAUGAGACGGCUCUCGGUAGGGGACGUGCCAUUCAUUCCCGUGGCUUCCAGACUAGGGUGGGUUUUACCUUCUGUACUGGACUGUGAUGUGGCUCUCUUCUGUACGGUUCUGUUCGAACACCAAGUGUAUUUCUUUUUUUUUGCCUUAGCCAAGGGUGGUGUUUGGAAAAGACCUGUGUAGCCCCUUUUUAACCUCGUGUUCAUUCCAGACAAUUGAUGCAAAUUCCUCUCACUUCCACUGGUGCACUCUGAAAUUUUACUUGAACAGUUCUCAUAAUAAAGCACUCGUCUUUCGCUCUUUGCCGGAAUGUGGAUGACCUGUUUUCUAGGGCAGAAGGGGGGUUUAUGUCGUGUCUUCUCCAUUCUGUUGGCAGGGGGUGGAGCUACGUAGGUUUUCAGGAUGUUGUAACAGCAAGAAAACGUUCAUCUCUGUAUAGCGGUUCCUAUUGUCUAAAUGGUUUUAUAAAAACAGACAUCAUGCCUUUUUCAUCAUUGGAACUGGUGUUUUUUAUACUUUCUCUCUCUUCUGUGUUUGUGGGAAGGAAAUUUACUUCAAUAUUUUUUAUGAACUGAAAAUGAAAUCUUGAUAGUCACUAUUAUUUUUAAAAUUAAAAAAAAAUGUUUAUUGUCGAAAGUAUUGCCUAUGUCCCUUGGAGAGUCACUUUAGAUUUUCAGUUUUAUAUAUUCAUAACAGC